Molecule: messenger RNA, 1949 nt
Organism: Annulohypoxylon truncatum
Lineage: Eukaryota; Fungi; Ascomycota; Sordariomycetes; Xylariales; Hypoxylaceae
Product: MFS general substrate transporter
Exons: 5
Coding region: 127-1806 (559 amino acids)
Biological process (GO): transmembrane transport
Cellular component (GO): membrane
Molecular function (GO): transmembrane transporter activity
Source: RefSeq, a predicted model, not a curated record
AAUCCUCUCGGAAAGGUAUUCCGAUAAGGCACCGGCGUCGUCUUAUUAAGGGAGCGCCCGCCCUUAGGUCAGCGGGAACUUAUCAAGGAACGGUCGCACGCAGCCAACGUACCUACGUAUCGAAAGAUGGGCGUCUCGACGACAGACGCGGUAGAAAUCGAACACGCGGGUCCCUCGCAGGGGCAACAAGGAGGCAGAGAUGGCGGCGAUAGUAAGGAUAUCGUGGCCUCGUUCCUCGCCAAGCACGGGCAGGGCCAGAGGAUCGAGGUCACGCUGGCCGACUCCGCGCGUGUGCUACGACGCAUCGACCUCGUCAUCCUGCCCAUCAUGUUGACGGUCUACUUCCUCCAGGCGCUAGACAAGUCGUGUCUGGCGUAUGCGUCGGUUUUCGGGCUGAUCGCCGACACGGGGCUCGUCGGCGACGAAUACUCCUGGCUGGGAAGUAUCGUUUACUUGGCGCAGUUGGUGAUGCAGCCGUUGCUGGCCUGGCUGUUGGUUCGCUUGCCCAUCGCUAAGUUCACCAGUACUAUGGUGUUGUUCUGGGGCGUCUCUCUUGCCUGCAUGGCGGCUGCGCAUAACUUCGGUGGUUUGCUGGCCACGCGAUUCUUCCUGGGUGUUUUCGAGGCGAGCGUUGCGCCUAGCUUCGUUGCCAUCACACAAAUGUGGUGGAGGAGACGGGAGCAGACUGUGAGGACCAGUUACUGGUACGCUAUGAACGGAAUAACGAACAUGUUCGGCAGCUUGAUCACCUACGGCUUGGGACAUGUAACAUCGCACCUUCAUUCCUACCAGAUAAUAUUCAUGUUUUUCGGAUUGAUUACUGUCGCUUUCAGCUUCGUCAUGUUUGCCUUUAUGCCUGACUCACCCGUAGAAGCAAAAUUUCUGGAUGACAACGACAAGCUGAUUGCCGUCGAACGAUUGCGCAUGAACCAGAUGGGUGUUGUCUCACGCGAGUGGCGAAACGACCAUCUCAAGGAGGCCUUACUUGAUCCCAAAUCCUGGUUUUGGUUCGCCCUCAUGUUCUCUAUCAGCAUCCCGUCAGGAGGUAUCUCUACCUUCGGACCGCUGAUCGUGAAGACAUUCGGGUUUGACCAAUUUACGACCAUCCUUUUCAACAUUCCCUUUGGAUUCGUGCAACUCGUCGCUACUGUAGGCGGAGCUUUCCUCGCCCAAAAGAUCAAGAUGAAGGGCCCUGUCAUCAUGGGGCUCUGUCUACCCCCCAUAGCGGGCUGUGUGAUGCUCAUGGUGCUUCCCCGGGACACUUCGCACCAGGGGGCUCUUCUAGCUGGAUAUUACCUUAUUUCGGUUUAUCCAGGAAUAACCCCAAUGAUCUACUCAUUGGCGUCGCAGAAUACCGCCGGCGACACCAAGAAAAAGUGCACCAACGCCAUCCUCUUCAUCGGCCAGUCCAUAGGCAAUGUCGUCGGUCCGCAACUAUACACGCAAAAGGACGCGCCGGGAUAUGAAAGGGGUCUUAGAUCGAAUUUGGCGCUCUAUAUCGCGAUCAUCGUUAUAUGCGGAAUCGCGCUUGCGCACCUCAAAUACCUAAACGCGAGCCACGCGAAGAGACGAGUGGCGAUGGGCAAGCCCGCCGUCAUCGUUGACACCAGCUUGGACUCUGCGGAGGAGGUAGCAGCAGCAGCCGCCGCCGCAGCGCAGAAGAAGUCCGUGGGCGAGAACGGGGUUGGAGACGCCAAGAAUGCGGACGAGGCCGUCGCUUCAGCCGAUGAUGCAGAAAGACCCGGCGACAGAGCGUUCGACAACUUGACUGACCUCGAGAAUGAAGAUUUCGUUUUUGUUUACUAAGUUUAUCACGUCUUUUUCCUCUGUUGAGGUGUCACUGGGAGGUACAUUUGGCGAUUAUUAGUGGAAUGGAUGAUUGUAGCAUAUAUCUGAUAAAAUCAUGUAACAUAUUGCUUUAGGAUCGAUUUAAAACAAUAUACUCACUU